UAGAUCAUAAUGAAUGCAGGUGUAAUCAAGACGUACUGUGAACGAAUGCAAACCCCACAGCAAGCCUACUUUAUCUGCUUGUUAUUAACCGUAUUUGCGACAGUGCCUGAAGGCAGCACGAUUCGGUGGCUGCUGAGCUGAUCUUUGUGAGAGCGGAUCCGAGCGGUCAGAGUUAGUAAGGAGCAGCAAACGCACAGAGACGCGAAAAGAGCGUGGAGACAGCUUUUGUGUCCCAAAGUCCAUACUUGCGACCAUUACAGAGUGACAACGACGGACUUAAAAUGGUCAUCUUGUGAGGAACGCUGAAGCUUUUAGGUGAAGGAGUGGCAGCCAGUGCCACCCAGGCGUGCAGAGUGGGACUGCAUUCUGUCUCUCCACUGACGACUGACUUCCCCAAGUGCUGCUACUCCUGCCCCCAGAUGGACUACGUACUCUGAGAGCAGAGCGUGUUGGGACAGAAAGCAACCGAGGAGAGGAGGAUAGGCGGGGAGAUAGCUCACCGGAGCAGGAAAGGGAGGGCACUGUUUGGUAGGGAGAGGAGAGGGGCUCUACGAUGUCAUCCAACAGGACCCCGAACCCCCAUGGACUGAAACAGAUAGGCCUGGACCAGAUAUGGGACGACCUGCGUGCUGGCAUCCAGCAGGUGUACACACGGCAAAGCAUGGCCAAGUCUCGUUACAUGGAGCUCUACACACAUGUAUAUAACUAUUGCACCAGCGUCCACCAGUCGACCCAAGGCAGGGGCUCUGCGCCUUCAGCUAAGCCCUCCAAAAAGUCCAACACUCCAGGUGGGGCUCAGUUUGUAGGCCUGGAGCUCUACAAGCGACUUAAGGAGUUUCUGAAGAACUAUUUGACCAGCCUGCUCAAGGAUGGAGAGGAUCUAAUGGAUGAGUGUGUGUUGAAGUUUUACACCCAGCAAUGGGAGGAUUACCGUUUCUCCAGUAAGGUCCUCAAUGGGAUCUGCGCCUACCUCAACCGCCACUGGGUCAGACGAGAGUGCGAUGAGGGGCGCAAAGGCAUAUAUGAGAUUUACUCUCUGGCACUUGUGACCUGGAGGGAGUGUUUGUUCCGACCCCUCAACAAACAGGUGACAAAUGCUGUGCUGAAGCUGAUAGAGAGAGAGAGAAAUGGCGAGACCAUAAACACGAGACUGAUCAGCGGAGUGGUCCAAUCUUAUGUUGAACUGGGCCUGAACGAAGAGGAUGCCUUCGCCAAAGGCCCCACCCUGUCUGUCUACAAAGAGUACUUUGAAUGUCAGUUCCUCACUGACACAGAACGUUUCUACACACGGGAGAGCACAGAGUUCUUGCAGCAGAACCCCGUCACAGAGUACAUGAAGAAGGCGGAGGCCCGUCUUCUGGAGGAGCAGCGGCGUGUGCAGGUUUACCUUCAUGAAUCCACCCAGGACGAAUUGGCAAGAAAGUGUGAGCAGGUCCUCAUAGAGAAACACCUGGAGAUCUUCCACACAGAGUUUCAGAACCUCCUCGAUGCUGACAAGAAUGAAGACCUGGGACGGAUGUACAACCUGGUGUCGCGGAUCACUGAUGGUCUGGGUGAACUGAAGAAACUUCUAGAGUCUCACAUCCACAAUCAGGGCCUGGCUGCCAUUGAGAAGUGCGGAGAGGCCGCACUCAAUGACCCUAAAGUGUACGUCCAGACCACCCUGGACGUCCAUAAGAAGUACAAUGCCUUGGUCAUGUCUGCCUUUAACAAUGACGCUGGUUUUGUGGCGGCUCUUGACAAGGCAUGUGGUCGGUUUAUAAACAACAACGCCGUCACCAGGAUGGCUCAGUCAUCCAGCAAGUCUCCUGAGCUGCUGGCCAGGUACUGCGAUUCUUUGCUCAAGAAGAGCUCCAAAAACCCAGAGGAGGCUGAAUUGGAGGAUACACUCAACCAAGUCAUGGUUGUGUUCAAAUACAUUGAGGAUAAAGAUGUUUUCCAGAAGUUUUAUGCUAAGAUGCUGGCCAAGCGUCUGGUCCAUCAGAACAGUGCCAGUGACGAUGCAGAGGCCAGCAUGAUCUCCAAACUCAAGCAAGCCUGUGGGUUCGAGUACACGUCCAAACUGCAGCGGAUGUUCCAGGACAUCGGAGUUAGCAAAGACCUGAAUGAGCAGUUUAAAAAACACCUGAGCAACUCUGAGCCUUUGGACUUGGACUUCACUAUCCAGGUUCUGAGCUCUGGCUCUUGGCCUUUCCAGCAGUCCUGCACCUUCGCUCUGCCCUCUGAGCUGGAGCGAAGCUAUCAGCGCUUCACGGCAUUUUACGCCAGCAGACACAGUGGCAGGAAGCUGACUUGGCUCUAUCACCUGUCCAAAGGAGAGCUGGUCACCAACUGCUUCAAGAACAGGUACACGCUGCAGGCCUCCACCUUCCAGAUGGCCAUCCUGCUGCAGUACAACACAGAGGACAGCUACACCGUCCAGCAGCUCACAGACAGCACACAGAUCAAAACUGACAUUCUGCUUCAGGUUCUGCAGAUCUUGUUAAAAUCGAAGCUGCUGGUGCUGGAGGACGAGAACGCCAACGUGGACGAAGUUGAGUUCAAACCCGACACAGUCAUCAAACUUUUCCUCGGAUACAAGAAUUGCUCCCUCCCCCCCCCCUUUGCACUAGUGACCAGCAACGUCCCGAUGAAGACGGAGCAGAAACAGGAGCAGGAGACUACUCACAAAAACAUAGAGGAGGAUCGGAAGCUCCUCAUCCAGGCUGCCAUAGUGAGAAUUAUGAAGAUGAGGAAGGUCCUGAAGCAUCAGCAACUCCUGGCUGAAGUCCUGAACCAGCUAUCGUCCAGAUUUAAACCCAGAGUGCCCGUCAUCAAGAAAUGUAUCGACAUCCUGAUAGAGAAGGAGUACCUGGAGCGAGUGGAUGGUGAGAAGGACACAUACAGCUACCUGGCCUGAACACCGCCCUGCCUGCCGCUGACUCUCCACAGUUUUAAUUUUUUGUUAUUUUGUUCAUUUUUGAGAAAAUUUUAUGAUUAAAUAAAAAGUGUGAAUCCUUCCGAGCAACGGACUUGUUGCGACUGUGCCACUGACAACGUGAUCAUGUGGCCGAUAUGACGACAACAUGAGAGGGAGGACCGUGUGAACCGUCUGCUCUCCCUUCAGUGGAUGAACGAACAAGUCAGGGAGAUUCCAUCCACAUGUUCGCCUGUCCGGUCCCAUCUGUAGGACUCGCACACCCACUUCCCUGCUGUUAUAUUGUAAAUAACAAUCACAGACUCUAAGAGGAAAAAUAAACCCUUGUCCCUUCUUUACGUAGUGCAACAUUAGCUUACUGCCAGUCAGAGGACAGCGCAUCUAAAGGUUUCUGCAUGCUACUGCCUACCUGCACCACAGUGACCACAAAAAGAUUAACAAGUCAAAUUAAAGUCAAGUCACCUUGCAGCUGAUGAAGUCCACCAUGCAACAGAACAAGCUUGACGCUGGCCCUGUCAGUUAAAGGAAAAGCUGGUGAUUUCCUGUUGUUUGGUUAAAAAAAACAACCAGAAAAUAGAACGUCACCAGCCUUAUCCUCUAGUUUUGAACCAGAGGAGGUGGUAAGUGUAGAGCUGCCUUGAUGUUGAUCUGCUGAGGAUUCGAGGCCAGUUCGACUCAUGCAGGAGGCCUGUUUCAUUUCUGAAUGGUGGACAUUUGUAUAGCGUGGUUCAUUUUCUAAAUGUGUGUUAAAUAAAAGCAAGCAAAGAUUUCU
Messenger RNA from Monopterus albus (swamp eel), 3689 nucleotides. Its product is annotated as cullin-1. NCBI's taxonomy places the organism in Eukaryota, Metazoa, Chordata, Actinopteri, Synbranchiformes, Synbranchidae. The record is from RefSeq and is a predicted model, not a curated record. Gene Ontology annotation, molecular function: ubiquitin protein ligase binding. The transcript is spliced from 22 exons. Gene Ontology annotation, biological process: ubiquitin-dependent protein catabolic process. Gene Ontology annotation, cellular component: cullin-RING ubiquitin ligase complex. The coding region runs from base 554 to 2899 and encodes 781 amino acids.